AUUACCACUAGAAUCAAUCAAGAUGAAUUGCACGUCAGCACACGGUGGGGAUUUUUUCUUAGUUGAUCCUGUCCAAACCCUCUUGUGCAAUAGAUGGAUCUUGUUCAAUGCACUGAAGUCUCCUGGUUGCUUGCAAUCGCAAAAAGGAAGACAUGACUGAGUUUGACGAUUGCAGCCACAGUGCAUCCAAUAUGUAUUUACCAGGGUGCGCUUAUUACGUUUCACCUUCAGAUUUCUCGACGAAACCCUCUUUUUUGUCGCAAUCGUCUUCCUGUCAAAUGACUUUUCCUUAUUCUUCUAAUUUACCUCAUGUCCAACCUGUGCGAGAAGUGGCAUUCAGGGAAUACGGAUUAGAGCGCAGCAAAUGGCAGUAUAGGGGCAGUUAUGCUCCUUAUUACUCAGCUGAGGAGGUUAUGCAUCGAGACUUUCUGCAGCCUGCUAACAGGAGGACGGAAAUGUUAUUCAAAACGGAUCCUGUGUGCAGCCACCAUGGACCCUCCGCCGCUGCCUCCAACUUCUACAACACGGUGGGAAGGAACGGCAUUCUCCCGCAAGGAUUUGACCAGUUUUAUGAGACAGCCCAUGGACCUCCAUACCAGCAGCAAGCAGAGAACGAGGGGGAAGCGGCCAAGAGCGACUUGAAACCUCAGAAUAGCACUUGUAGUAAAACACCUUCCAGCCAAGAGAAGAAAGUGACAACAGAAAACAGCGCCGGUUCCCCUUCUGGUGAGGCUGUUGCAGAGAAGAGCAACAGUUCAGCAGUUCCCCAGCGAUCAAGGAAAAAGAGAUGUCCGUACACCAAAUAUCAAAUAAGAGAACUGGAACGUGAGUUUUUCUUCAACGUGUACAUAAACAAAGAAAAAAGACUGCAGUUGUCCAGAAUGCUGAACCUCACUGAUCGACAAGUUAAAAUCUGGUUCCAGAAUCGAAGGAUGAAAGAAAAGAAACUGAACAGAGAUCGACUUCAGUAUUUCACUGGAAACCCCUUGUUUUGAAAGAAAAGAAAAGAAAAUAUCCCUAUCUAACCUGCCAUCAGAGUACACCAGGAAAUUGGUUUACAGGACACAUUCACCCUGCGGAACGCAAAGUUUCAUUUUGUUGUUCAACUCUGGUGCCUCCAAACAAUCAAUGUCCACUGGCGAUAUCGGGGGUUUGGCGGAACACGUCCCUCAUAAGGGGAAGCUAGGGUAAAUCCAAAAGUCCAUUCUCCAGUGUUUAUCGCACAAGGUGUUUUUUUUUUCUUUUUCAUGUUGACACCAAUGGACCGGCGGUGUGUAUGGUAGAUUUUGCUUUUAAAAAAGAGGUUUUUUUCCCUCUUGGUUUUGAUCUAGGAUAACCCUUUCCUCCCUUAAAUGAAUGCAAUUUAUUUAAAAGAUGGUAAAUGUACAUGAUGUGUGUGUGCGUGUGUGUGUGUGUUUCUAUUGUCAUAUAAACGCAUGGGCCAUUGUCUUUUACAUGUGAAUAAAUGGUUUCUGGUAAAGUUAAGGCUAUAUCUUCUGCUCACUUAUGGAUUUCCAUCUCUGAAAGAUUAGAGUGUCUACUCGACUAGAGCCAAAUUCAAUUUAGUAACAAUGGAGGAAGUUAAAGCAAAUUAUUUUCAAUGGGAUAUAAAUGUUAGUUUAAAUCUCUAACUUAUUCUAUAUAAAACCUUCAUUGUUAUUUCCCUCAGUUUAAGGCAGCCCAAACAUGGCUGUCUGAAAACCACCACUUCUGAUGGUGCCACAAUUACUAUCAGUUAUGAAAAACGCUUAAUAACUGUUCAGGAGUCUAAGGUUUGAGACAAGAAUUCAAAGCUCAAAUGGAUGUUUACUAGCUAGGGAAGGAUUGUCAGAAUGGGAACCCUGAAUGUUUCAAACAACAGGCAGCUGUGAACAAUUGCAACUAGUUAAAACAAAGUUUAGCAAAAAAAAA
Molecule: messenger RNA, 1911 nt
Organism: Dermochelys coriacea (leatherback sea turtle)
Lineage: Eukaryota; Metazoa; Chordata; Testudines; Dermochelyidae
Gene: HOXD11
Product: homeobox D11
Exons: 2
Coding region: 153-995 (280 amino acids)
Biological process (GO): regulation of transcription by RNA polymerase II; anatomical structure development
Cellular component (GO): nucleus
Molecular function (GO): RNA polymerase II cis-regulatory region sequence-specific DNA binding; DNA-binding transcription factor activity, RNA polymerase II-specific
Source: RefSeq, a predicted model, not a curated record